Molecule: messenger RNA, 1488 nt
Organism: Cryptomeria japonica (Japanese cedar)
Lineage: Eukaryota; Viridiplantae; Streptophyta; Pinopsida; Cupressales; Cupressaceae
Exons: 4
Coding region: 1-1488 (495 amino acids)
Source: RefSeq, a predicted model, not a curated record
AUGGAUUCAAGUGAAGAUCUAAGAAAUGCUCUUGAGGAUCUAGAAGUGGUAGAAACUAAAAAUAAGGAUCUGAAAGAAAAUGUCAAGAUAGCUAAGAAAUGCAUUGAGAAACUGAGAGAGAAGAUCCAAAAGAUUAAAAUAAGGCAUAAAGAAGCUAGUGAGGAGAUCAAGCAAGAAAACAACACUAUUGCAGAUCGAAAGGUAAAAAAUGAGGACAAUAAGAAGACCAAGGAACACUCAAACAAGAUGAUGGAAUGCAAAUCAGAAGAAUGUGAAAAGUUAAGGCAAGAAGUGACAUCUCUAAAAGUAGAUCUAGAGAAAGAAAAAAAACAAGAGAGAAAAAUCGAAUCUGGUAAACUUGACUUAAUGAAGAAUUCAAAGGAAGUUUCAGAAACCAAGAAGGAAGAAAUGAUGAAUCCGGUAAAUGCUCACAACCCAAAAAAUAAGAUUCACCUCUUGAAAAAGCAAGAGCUACCAAGGAAGAAAAAGACUAAAAAGGAUGAAACUGAGUCCAAUAUUCCUUCAGAAGACAAAGUAGAUAAACCAACAACAAAAGACUCUAGUGUGCAGGUAUCUAUAAUAGGUGCUAGUUCUGGUACAUCUAAAGAUGCUUGGAAGAAAAUAUUUUUUGCUCCUUUAAAUAUUCCACCCAUUACUUCAUCUAUGCAGUCAGCUGAUUUUUCUAAUGUUGGCCCAGUUCAAAAGCUUGAGUUUGGAGAAGCAUUUAUCUCAUCUACAAGACAAGACUUUCAGAAUAAGAACAAGAUUGUCAAGGAUCUUUCUUUGAGUAGUCACACAGAGAAAAUAAGAGAAAAGUACAAAAAGGAUAAAGUUGAUGAUAGAGAAAAUAUCGUGCAUGAAUUCAAAGCUAAGUGUGAAUCUAUGCAUCACCAACUUUCACAGCUUAUUUCUCAAGGUCAAUCUUAUUUGGAAAACAGUGACAUUCUCUUUGCCUUUAGUCUUCAGUGGCUGGAUGCCACAAAGAGCAUCAAAGAUGAGAUGAAUAUCAUUGAAUAUAAGAUCCGGCAAGCUCAUGCUAAUUAUAAACUAUCUAAGGAUUUAUCUGGCUCCAGAAGAUGCAAAAUUGAGGAACUCCAUGAAAGGAUUCAAGCUGAAGAACCAAAAGGUGAAGUAGAAAUAGUUGACAUCACCGAGCAAGAUUCUGCUUCCUCUAUUCAAUUAGAUGAGGAUUUAAUGGACACUGGAGCACAGGAAGGAGAAAUGAUAGAAGGGAGCUCCUAUGCCAAACUAAUAUCAAGUGAAUUAGUUGUGGAACAGAUUAAGUCCUAUCCUCCGAUCACCCAACAAGUUACAGCUGAGAAACAUCAGGACACAGAUCAAGGUAUAGAGGAUCAAAAGGUUAAACCAAAUGAAUCUACCUCUCAGGCCACCGACGAGCAAACUUCCCAAGUACCAUCAAGCACCGAGACAAUUUCCACUGAAACUCUGAGCAAGGAAACACCGAAGGAUACAAUAGAGGCUACAUGA